Molecule: messenger RNA, 1474 nt
Organism: Mucor mucedo
Lineage: Eukaryota; Fungi; Mucoromycota; Mucoromycetes; Mucorales; Mucoraceae
Product: Cation/H+ exchanger
Exons: 8
Coding region: 76-1431 (451 amino acids)
Biological process (GO): proton export across plasma membrane; sodium ion export across plasma membrane; regulation of membrane potential
Cellular component (GO): plasma membrane
Molecular function (GO): sodium:proton antiporter activity
Source: RefSeq, a predicted model, not a curated record
AUACACCUUUUCCUCUCUUUUCUUAUUAAAUUGUGAUAGUUUUGUCUAAAUAACAAUUUCAAUUUUAUAAAGAGGAUGGAUAUUGACACAACAGUUUCGACUGUAGCAGCUGUAUUAGGAGGCUUUAUUUUAUUAUAUGGAGUGUGCUCUCUUGUAAUUAAAGAGAAGCUUUAUAUAUCAGAAGCAUCUGUUGCUAUUUUAUGCGGCAUUUUAUGUGGACCGGUAGGAUUCAACCUUAUCAACAUUGAUGACUGGGUUUAUAAAGAGGAUGUGUCACGACAAUUUACACGAAUUGUAAUAGCCAUCCAAGUCAUGGCUGCUGGUGUUUCUUUACCCAAGGCUUACUUACGAAAGGAAUACAAGUCGUUGCUGAUUUUAUUGGGACCUGUUAUGGUCUUUAUGUGGGUUGUGAGUGGCCUUUGCGUUUGGUAUUUCAUUCCCGGUUUAAGUUUUCUGGAGGCACUCAUGAUUGCGUCUUGCUUUACGCCUACGGACCCUGUUUUGGCGAACUCUAUUGUUCAAGGCUAUUUUGCAGAGCAGCAUGUGCCGCCUAAUAUUCGCCAUUUAAUCGUUGCAGAGAGCGGUGCUAAUGACGGCCUGGGAUAUCCGUUCUUAUUUUUGGCCAUUUAUCUUAUUCAGAUGGCUACAGCUGGCGACGCAGUUCUUAAAUGGUCCUGGUAUAUUAUGGGAUACGAAAUUGGUUUCUCCAUUGUUAUUGGAUUUGCCGUGGGAUAUGUCGCCAGAAAAACCUUGCGGUUUUCCGAAGAAAGAAACUGGAUUGAUAAGGAAUCGUUUUUGGUUUAUGCAAUUGCCUUAUCUUUAUUUUUGAUGGGUUCUGUCGGGCUGUUAGGAAGUGAUGAUCUUUUGGCUUGCUUUAUUGCAGGAAACUCAUUUACAUGGGAUGAUUGGUUUAGAACUGAAACAGAAAAUGCACACUUGACAGAAGUGAUCGACAUGCUUUUAAAUCUUAGUAUAUUUGUCUAUAUUGGUCUAACCAUGCCUUGGUCUGCAUUCAAUAGUCUCGAGACAAAUUUGACUAUUUGGAAAUUACUGGGACUCGCAGCCGCUGUAUUAUUAUUUAGAAGGUUACCCAUCAUCCUAGGAUUGUACAAAUAUAUACCCGCGAUUUCAAACUGGCGACAGGCCAUAUUUAUGGGGUGGUUUGGUCCCAUGGGUGUAGGCGCAUUAUUUUAUUACACAAUUGCUAUCCAGUUUUUUGAAACAGACGGAGAAAAUGCGUAUGCCAGACUCGUUAUUGAACCGAUUAUUUAUUUCAUUAUAUUAUCUUCUGUGGUCAUCCAUGGUAUCACAAUACCUAUAUUUUUCUUGGGAUCUUUUGCCACACGGACGCUCACUAAAACAAAUUCAAAAUCAUCCUCUUUACCCAAUGAGGUAAGUGUCAUACAGAUUAUGUCAGAAAGUUUAUUCUGAUGAUAUUGUUUUUUUUUUAUAGACCUCCUUAUGUGACGAAUCU